AUGGAGAAGAGAAAAUGGGUAGUGGACGGCGGACAUGCCGACGGGAAGAGAGGCAAAGUAGUGGAAGAUGAAGGCGGCGAGAAGCUGGUGCCGGAGGAUGAUGAGGUGGAGGAGUUCUUUGCUAUUCUCCGGCGAAUAAAGGAGGCGAUCAAGUAUUUCGAAAAGCGUAACGGCGAGAUUGACCGUGGAUUGAAACCAGCUGCUUGGAUUCCGUCUUUUAAACGGGAAGAUUUUGAAGAGCUUAACGGCAUCAAGAAAGGAAAACGAAGCGUGGAGGAAAAUCAUAAUCAAAAUGUAGAUUUAGAUCUUAACUCUGAUCCAGCUGCUGAACAAAAUGUUUCUGAUUCCUCUUCAUCUGGUUAA
Messenger RNA from Olea europaea var. sylvestris, 363 nucleotides. RefSeq names its product protein NIM1-INTERACTING 2. Gene Ontology annotation, biological process: regulation of systemic acquired resistance. Lineage: Eukaryota; Viridiplantae; Streptophyta; Magnoliopsida; Lamiales; Oleaceae. The transcript has a single exon. The record is from RefSeq and is a predicted model, not a curated record. Bases 1 to 363 code for a protein of 120 amino acids.